ACAAUAUAACAAAUAAAUCCAGUUUUAAACAUAAUACAGGAGGAAGUAAGGUUUUUACGUGUUUUUCGAAUUUGUUUAAACAAAUGUAAUUUCUAAAUUUCAAGUCGAUUGGAGCAAAAACGAAGUUACUAGUAUUUUUAUACCUGCCUUACUAACGUUUUACAUCAAAUUUCAAAACUUUAAAGCGAUUUUCAAACUAGUCACGUUUGUUUUCUAAGUCUUUUCUAAUAACUUCAAAACUACUGCACCGCUCGUUUUGAAAUAUUAACAUAUUUUUUCUUUCCAAGUGUUCCCAUAAAGUGAAUAAUAGAAAAUUUCGAAAAAAACCUCCCUGCGAUAUAAUAAUUUUGAUUUUUUGAUUUCAGAUGAGCCAGCACCGAGUUAGGAGGGGCACCGCAAUUCAACUUUUUUCCUUCUUCAAAUGUCAUACUACAGCGUAUCAGAUUGGAUUGGUAGAUUUUAACUUACUUAAACAAAAAAAACCUAAAAAUGGGUCUUGUUUUACACGAAUUAAUCCUACUUCCCCCUUCAGUGCCUCGUCGAUAUCGCCAUAGGCUAAGCUCCCAAUAUUUAAAAAUUGUUUCAAAUGCCCCAAAGCAAAACAAAAAAAUGGUUUAAUUUCCACUUCGUUGUAUAAACUCUACAAAAGUUCAGUUUGACGUUCUCCACACUAUUUUCAGCUGUUUAUGUGGAUACUGCUCCAACUACACAAAUACUUACAUAUGUGCAUAUACACGUUGGUGCGCAGUUACAAACAAGAAUUGACAGUAGUAAUUUGGCUUUGCUAUAUUGUUGACAUAUUUUGAUUUCGUGUAAAUAUUUACAUACAAAUGCAGUUUAAAUGUGAGAUAGUGAUAUAUGGCUUAGAUAAUUAGAAGAAACCAUGUCUGAAUUUGUCGAAUAUACUGAGCCAAUGUGGCGUGGCAUGAAUAUGCGAGACUUGAAGGUUGACGAAGCAUAUUUAGUGGUCAAAUCUCACUACAACCAACCAGCUUACCUUUACAGUCGAUCCGAAGAAUGCUACACAUGCCCCUUUAGCUUUGUGAAAUCUAUGCACAACUUUACAUUCAAAUUAAAUGUGGCGCAUGGUUGGGAAUUUAAAGUGUAUGACAAAGAAGUGAAUGCGCUGACCGCUAAUGAAAUGCAAUGCAAUGAUACGAUCUGCAACAGUGUGUGCGAAUUGUAUGCGUCCACAACAAAUUUGCAAGAAUUCGGGGUUUACAAUUUUACGUUGCAUAAAAAUGGUAGCUGUGAGCUGAUAACAGACAAAGCGGGCGUUAAUGCUAAUUUAUCGCUCGCUUCGGUAUUUCUCCUAGUCACUUUGGUUUUGGCAGCGAUACGAAUAGCUUGGUGCGCUUGGCGUUCGUAUACUUUUAGCCCCGAGGCGGCAGCUGCUGCCGAAAUCAAUGCUGCAGUUACGCCUGCGCAGCCGAGCAAACGAAUGCGCAGUUUGGAUGCUUUUAGGGGCAUGGCAAUUGUUUUGAUGAUAUUCGUAAAUAGUGGUGGCGGUGACUACUGGUGGAUCGAACAUGCGCCUUGGAAUGGUUUACAUUUGGCUGAUGUUGUCUUUCCCUCAUUUUUAUGGAUUAUGGGCGUUUGCAUACCGAUUUCGAUUAAGUCACAAGUGGCGCGAGGCACGCCGAAGGCGAGGAUUUGCCGACGCAUUAUUUGGCGUUCAUUUAAAUUAUUUGCUAUUGGCGUGUGCCUAAACUCCAUAAAUGGUCCACAAAUGUCUAAUUUACGCAUAAUGGGUGUACUGCAACGGUUUGCUGUUGCAUAUUUAGUCUGUGGGUCGGUUCACACGUUACUCAUUCAGAGGGAGUUUGUGAUGCCGCAGAUUGCUUGGAAGCGCGCUUUAAGCGACAUUAUUUUAUUGAGAACUGAAUUUUUGGUAAUGCUCUCGCUCAUUGCUAUUUACUUGGGUUUAAUUUUCGGACUUGCGGUGCCAAAUUGUCCCACCGGUUAUCUGGGUCCUGGCGGCAAGCACUCGAACGCACAAUAUCCCAACUGUACAGGCGGCGCUAAUGGUUAUGUGGAUCGUUUAAUUUUAGGCGAUGCGCAUAUCUAUCAGCAUCCCACCGCGAAAUAUAUAUACGGCGCGCAAGCUUUCGAUCCCGAAGGUGUCUUUGGCUGCCUUUUAACUGUGGUGCAGGCAUUUUUAGGCGUGAUCGCCGGCGUUAUUAUAUUGGUUCAUACCGGUUGGAGCGCACGCAUUAAACGCUGGUUGUAUUGGUCGCUUGUCCUGGCUCUGCUUGGUGGCGCCCUUUGCCUUUUCACUGUGGAAGAUGGUCCCAUACCAAUUAAUAAAAAUCUCUGGUCUCUUUCUUUUGUUUGCGUCACCUCUGCUUUGGCUUUCUUCAUACUCAGCAUACUCUAUUUUGUUAUUGACGUUCGUCGCUGGUGGACGGGCUAUCCGUUUGUGGAAUCUGGCAUGAAUGCGAUUAUCAUGUAUGUGGGUCAUACCGUUAUGCACAAAAUGCUGCCAUGGCACUGGCGUAUUGGACCGAUGAACACCCAUUUUGUGCUUUUGCUUGAAGCCACUUGGAAUACCUUACUUUGGGUGGCGAUCGCACUUUAUUUAAAUUCGAUUAAGUUUUAUUAUAGUUUAUAAGAAUGCAAAGCUGAAGGAUUUAUCAAAUAUCAAAUAUCAAAUGAUAAAUAUUAUGAAUUUUAUAGAAUUAUAAAUAUGUAUGUAAAUUUUUAUUUUAUUAUAUGUAUGUAUAUACUCUUUCAUAUACUCAUUUAAAAGCGAA
Messenger RNA from Bactrocera oleae (olive fruit fly), 2753 nucleotides. RefSeq names its product Heparan-alpha-glucosaminide N-acetyltransferase (gene Hgsnat). NCBI's taxonomy places the organism in Eukaryota, Metazoa, Arthropoda, Insecta, Diptera, Tephritidae. The record is from RefSeq and is a predicted model, not a curated record.